CCCUAAAUACAUCUCAACACUGAGGAAAUAUUAAAUAUAUAGUGCUUGCUAUUCAGUUUUACAAUAUUUUACGUAUUACUUGUGAAAUUAGUGAAGUUGAUAAAUUCACGGUUACCGGCGUUGAGGAUUUGCUAAAUUGUCAUCUCGAUAUAAGGUAAAAUAUAGCAUUAUUUUAGCGAAAUCGGCUAUUUUGCGUCAUAAUACUUGUGUUUACAAGGAAACCAGUAAAUAUAGCUUAAGUAUUAGGCCGUAUAAGUUAAUAAUAUUAAUGAACAUAACCUCUUCGAGUUUGUUGACACAACUCCUUUGUUUAAAACUACUUAACCUUUCUACUAAUUUUCUUGACUAAUUAGCUUCACAUCUCUUAAUUAUUAUUAUAACUUCCUUCUUACUGUCUCUGUCUCCAUUUCCAAUAUGAUUCUCACACGUAAAGUCCAUGCUCGCCAGGAGGAGUCAAAGCUUAACUUGGCUUUGAGCGAACUAAAGGCCUCAAGGGAGUUGUGUGAACAAUUAAUGAGGGAAAGAGAUGACAAUGAGAGGGAAUUCUUAGACGUGUUAAACAGUAAUAAGAAGCUUAAAUGUGAAAUGGCUCAGUUACAUACUCAACACACUGAAGCCAUUGAGGCCCGGGAUAGACUCCAAUUCGUUGUGGACGGAUUCAGUCAAUGCAGCAGUGAGUACGAACAAACAUUACAUGAUAAAGCUCAUUUGGAACAGCAGCUGCAUGAGGCCAAUAAUCAAAUUAGCCACCUUGAAACGAUUAAUCAUAACAUCACGGCCAGUCUGAAUAACAGUCUCUUCAGCGAAUUGGUGUCAGCCCGUGCUUCUCAAUCACAACAUAUAGACUUGAAUCCAUUGACUAUAGACUUAACUUGUGAAAGUGAUUCAUGUCAUUCCUCAAGAACUCUUUGUUACAGUAAUAAAAAACUAAAGAAGUAUAUUAAAAUAAACAAAUUCAUAACAAAGACUAACAGAUUGGUGAAAAGACAAAAGUUUUUCAUAAAAAAUGUAAAAUUAAACAAAGAACGGUUCCGGCUUUUAAAUCAACUAAAUAUUUAUUCUAACAAAUUAAAUCAAAGGAAUAGGAAAUAUGAAACUGACACACAGAACUUACAACUAGAAAUAGAUCAUUUAACAGCAAAGUUGCACACAAUGACCAAUAAAUAUAGUGCAUCAGAAAAACAAAUGAGGGAAUACAUGUUGGCUAUGGAUGAGUUAGUGCGGUCACAGUCACAGGAAAACCCAUGUGAAAAAUGUGAUUCUAGUAAUGUGCUGCCUGCUUGUACUGUGCCAACGUGUGAUACCACCUUGCCUCAUGGUGCCAGUUUAUUACUUCCUAGCCAAUGUAAUAAUAACUCUAGCUGUAAUAACAAUAAUGUUGUGAUCUUCAGUGAUGAGAUUGGUAAAAACUUAGGUUCCUUAUUGACAAGUAAAUACCCUGGACAAUCAAUAAUAAAUCACUGUAUGCCCGGCUGUACUUUUGGUAAUAUUUUGGAGAGAAUUAUUAAUUAUAAUUUUAAUCAUGAUGCUACCCUCAUAAUUAUUUGUGCAAAUAGAGCAAUAGCUUGCCACAGGAAGAAAAUAACCAUAGAUAUAAAUUAAAUGUUGCAAUGUGUAAUUGCAUAAAUUAUAAUUUAUGCAAUUGCACAAAUGUACAUAUUAUUGACACCAACAAUUAUGUUGGUAAACAUGUAUGUUUGACGAAAGAUAGGUACUAUCUUUCCAGGUAUUAUUUAAGACAGAUAGCUGUGUCGCUAUCAUAUUUUAUUAAUAUAACAGCCAAAAACUUGGCUAAACAGGUUGCUCCUAUUGAGCAACAUUCAAAGAUUGACAUAGCUCAAAAUAAUUCUAUUGACAUUCCCUAUAAUUUAAAUUAAAUUAAAAAUUUAAAAAACCCCCGACAUAAAAAUUAAUUUCCCUUUAAAAAGUAAAAAAAUAAUAAAAGAAACUUAAUCUUAAAUUACCUAAGAAGGUACUAAUAAUUCUAAAAAAAAAUACGUCGCGUUGAGGGACCGCUCCUAAUUAUUUCUUACUUAUCUACGAUUUGUUCAUAAGUAUCACAUGCUUGGUGUUAACAUUAAAGUAAAUUAUUGGUGUUUAAGUACUUAACUAUAACGCAGAAAAUAGAAAUAUAGCGGCGCGGGCGGCGGUGUGCAGUCCGUAUUCAUGCAGUCCCCCAACGAGACGAAUUUUUUUUUAGAAUUAUUAGUACCUUCUUAGGUAAUUUAAGAUUAAGUUUCUUUUAUUAUUUUUUUACUUUUUAAAGGGAAAUUAAUUUUUAUGUCGGGGGUUUUUUAAAUUUUUAAUUUAAUUUUUUAUUUUAUACUUUUAAUUUCGAUUCUUGUUAAGGUAAAGAUUACAUCUAAGGUCAAGCUCGUUCGCUUUUUUUUUGACUUAUUAAUUACUAGUUUUUGUUUCAUUAAGUAGGCUAAAGAUUACAUUGGUGCAAGAUUUUUUGUUUAUAAUAAAACGUUAAAUUAAAAAUUUUAUAUUUUUGUUAUUAAAUUUUUAUUUUUUUUAUUUUUUUAUUUAAUUUUUUAUUUUUGUUAAUACGAAAAAAUAAUAUCUUUCAAUAUCUUCUUUCAGUGCGGUUUAAUUUGAGACCCCAUCCCAGUAUAUUUGCAGACCUUCGGCUAAUCUCCCCACUUUCACCGCCCAUAACUUUAAAACGGCUCAACCGAUUUUCAUCAAACAUGUCUAAGAACACUCGCACAUAAGUCCCCUUUCAUACGAAAAAAACUAAAUUGAAAUCACUGCAUCCGUUCGGGAGUUAUGAUGCCACAGACAGACAGACAGACACGUCAAACUUAUAACACCCCUCUUUUUGCGUCGGGGGUUAAAAAAAAGACAAGAGAGUCCACCUCUUGCAAAUAUAACAGUAAUGUUAUCAAUCUGGUUCACCAAAAUAUUCAAGGUUUUAUGAGCAAGGAAUUAGAAAUAGAACUAUUUUUAAAUUGUAAUAAUGUUGAUAUUCUGUGCAUUACUGAGCAUUGGUUGAAAUCUCAUCAACUAAUGUUCAACUUUGAUAAUCAUCAGAUUGGUAGCUCGUUCAGCAGGGAAAACGCUAUACAUGGUGGUUCACUAAUUUUACUAAAUAACAAACUUAAAUUUAAAGAACGCAAGGAUAUAGUUAGUUACUCUGUUGAACGUACUGUUGAAAUAGCCUGUGUGGAAUUAGAGCGGUUUAUUGUUUUAAGUGUAUAUAGACCACCUACUGGUUUGUAUGACUGUUUUGAAACAGUAUUAGAUGAAGUGUUAAAUAAACUCAGUAGUUCAAAUAAAUUCAUCAUUACUUGUGACGAUUUUAAUGUAAAUUUGUUAGAAAAUUCUAGUUUAAGUACAAAAAUUGUAAGUUUAUUUGCCUCAUUUAACCUCACGAACCUGUUUCUGGAGCCCACUAGGAUAACUCCUACUAGUGCCACUUGCCUAGAUAAUAUUUAUACUGAUAUUGUACCAACUAAUAAACAAAUUAUAUCAUUGCUUGAUUCAGAUCAUUGUGGACAAUUAAUUUCAAUAACAAAUAAAGUAAAUAAAGUGUCGAAACCA
This is a messenger RNA of Spodoptera frugiperda (fall armyworm), 3546 nucleotides long. RefSeq lists its product as uncharacterized. The coding region runs from base 415 to 1602 and encodes 395 amino acids. Lineage: Eukaryota; Metazoa; Arthropoda; Insecta; Lepidoptera; Noctuidae. The transcript has 2 exons. The record is from RefSeq and is a predicted model, not a curated record.